This is a messenger RNA of Oncorhynchus nerka (sockeye salmon), 2697 nucleotides long. RefSeq names its product serine/threonine-protein phosphatase PGAM5, mitochondrial-like. Gene Ontology annotation, cellular component: mitochondrion. Gene Ontology annotation, biological process: positive regulation of mitochondrial fission; peptidyl-threonine dephosphorylation. NCBI's taxonomy places the organism in Eukaryota, Metazoa, Chordata, Actinopteri, Salmoniformes, Salmonidae. Bases 346 to 1317 code for a protein of 323 amino acids. Gene Ontology annotation, molecular function: protein serine/threonine phosphatase activity. The transcript has 6 exons. The record is from RefSeq and is a predicted model, not a curated record.
UUUUUGGCUCUAGCGAGACACCGUAGGUCCAAGCCCUGUGUGUUUUCCUUUUGGUUUAUCUUCAAGCCUGCUAGAUAAGUGAUUCGAAAUAGCUUCAUAAUCUGGACUGGAGUUAUUUUUAGCUGGCGAUUAAAGUGUCGUUGGAGGGUAUUUGCUGUGCCCCUGUACCUAGAAAGUGUGUAAAUCCACUGAUCAGAGAGGCGGACCUAAUUAGGUCUGGAUUAGCCGCUCUUCGAGAACGCUGGAUGCUACAUUCCUAAAUCGCUCUACACAUUGGGCGUCAUUAGCAAUUUAGCCCGCUACCUAGCGAACACAAAUUGCAUAUCAUCGCUAGGUUUUUACAACAUGUCAUAUCGGAGGACAAUCAAACUCGUGUGUGGAUUCGCUGGCGGAUCAGCGGUGCUGGUUGUGGCGGCUGCCGCAGCGGAAUCCCGUGGCUAUUUCGGUGAUACGCAAGGAGAGCGAUCAGGUCAGUGGAGUCGGUUCAAUAUUCUCCAAGCUGCACAGCCAGCGACAUGGUCAACGGGGAACCACACGGUUGCAUCUACUGGACAUGCCUGGGACUUCAACUGGGAUAAGCGGGACCCGUCCCCACUGUUUACAAAUGGGAAGAAGAAGGAGAACAGCAGUGAAGACCCAAGCUCAGAGCAGGAGAAUGGCAAACCCAAAGCCACACGCAACAUCCUUUUCAUCAGGCACUCCCAGUACAACCUGAGUGGGAAUGGAGACCAUGAGAGAAUCCUCACCCCUUUAGGUCGGGAGCAGGCUGAGUUUACUGGCCAGCGGUUGGCUGCCCUGGGGCUGAAGUAUGACAUCAUGGUCUACUCCACUAUGGCCAGGGCCACCGAGACAGCCAACAUCAUCAGCAAGUACCUCCCAGGGGUAGAGCUGGUGAGCUGUGAUUUGCUGAGAGAAGGAGCACCCAUCGAACCUGUGCCUCCUGUUAAUCACUGGAAGCCUGACGCUGUGAGGUCAGAGGUCAUCUCAAACCCUCGCCUGACACCACCACUGUGGACCUCUACCGCUCUACAGCAGUACCACGAGGACGGGGCCCGGAUCGAGGCUGCCUUCCGUCGCUACAUCCACCGCGCUGACCCCAAGCAGAAGGAGGACAGCUACGAGAUCAUCGUCUGUCAUGCCAAUGUCAUCCGCUAUUUCGUGUGCAGGGCUCUGCAGUUUCCCCCAGAGGGCUGGCUGAGGAUGGGCCUGAACAACGGCAGCAUCACCUGGCUCACUGUGCGCCCCAGCGGCAGAGUGGCACUGAGGACACUGGGAGACUCAGGGUUUAUGCCCCCAGACAAACUCACACGGACCUGAGAAAUGUUCCACCUACAGUAUUCACUCGUUCUCUCCCGGGGAGCUUUAGAUUUCGGUCACAGGGUGAACUGAAUGGCUCUUGAUUUCUCCUUAAGUGUCUUGAAAGUUACUUUUGGUGUUAUUUUUGUAACUUCCGACAUGCAACAAAAUAUACUUUUAUGUGGUGUUUUGUCAUCAACUCGUUUGCCAACUACAGUGCAAAAGGGGAGUAUACAGUAUGAACUGUUGCUGUAGCCAAUCACUGAACUCCGAAAGCUGAUGGGGUGACUGCCAGUGCCCACUCAUUAUGAAUGUAAAGGGUAUAAGAGUUGAGGGACUGAAGGAUUUUAAAACCAAAACCAUUCUAAAUUUUUAUGGCAUAUUUACUGUAAUGCUGUAAAUGUUUAGAUAGUUGUAUUCAGUAGAAACAUGCAAUAAAGGAGACAUGUAAAUGUUGUGUUCCUCAGUAGUACGCCAAACAAGUACUCGUACAGUCUUAAAAUAAGGUUAGCUCAAGACUUAACAGCAAAUCCAAUGCACCUUAGUGUUGGCACUACAAAGCUUGAAAAUUACACAAUGUCAUUUGUUAGACAAGAGCGCCACCACCAUUUCAGGCAGUGACAAUGUUAGAAAGUGCUCAAAUGACAAUUCAAAGGUGAGGAAACUUGUAUUUAUUAGUCAAACGCAAAUGAGAAGAUCUGGACAUACAGAAGAGGGGAAAAUUUGCAAUAAAGGUCAACUUUAUGCCUUUAAAAUUAAGCACAGAAUGCCAAAGCACAAUAAGCAUGUUUAAGUAUUUAGGUGCAAUUUACAGAACACCACGUUCAUAAAACAGAAUCUAAUAUGUCACCUGUAAGCACAAGUACGACAGACAAUUACAAUACUCUCCAUGAAAUUUUGUGCCUUUGAUCAAGAUUUAAAUUCACAUUCAAUAUUACUCACAUCUCUCAUACUGACCCAGACUGACAAUAUAGUAAGGGUGAUUUCUAUUGAAUUGACAGCUGUUGACUUCUAGAUUAGCUUUGCUGGAAAACCAUACAUUUUACAGCAGUUUGUACAUCGACUAUUUUUAAAGGUGAUAGCAAUCUUCCUAGAGUUUGGCUAUUGCAGGUUCUUGCACAUACAUAUUCAGUCAGCCAUUGAUUAUACAUUAGUAAACAUGUCUUUGUUGCACUCUACAGUAAUCUGUUAUGUACAACUUGGUAUUUUUCGGACACAUUUAGAAAAGCCAAGCUUUCAAGAAGUUAAGCUUUCAGGUUUUGUGUAAGACUGACAGUCGUUAGAGAAGUAAAAUGUCAAGACAACACAGAAAUGACCAGGAUGCACAAAGAAACAUUGGUACCUGGAAAAUGAAAACAUUUCAAUUGAUUAAAUAACAAAAUAAAAGCAUGGAAAAACUCG